Messenger RNA from Salvelinus sp. IW2-2015, 3221 nucleotides. Its product is annotated as zinc finger protein 436. The record is from RefSeq and is a predicted model, not a curated record. Gene Ontology annotation, molecular function: RNA polymerase II cis-regulatory region sequence-specific DNA binding; DNA-binding transcription repressor activity, RNA polymerase II-specific. Gene Ontology annotation, biological process: negative regulation of transcription by RNA polymerase II. Lineage: Eukaryota; Metazoa; Chordata; Actinopteri; Salmoniformes; Salmonidae.
CGGCGAUAAUGCAACAUAUUGGAAGCCAACCGCCGUUAAACCCCACCGAAGAAAAAUAAGAAACUGCUUAGCGAUUUCGACGCAUGCCUCGGAGCUCGAUAUCAAACGCAACAUCACUAAUCAAAUGUAGCGAAAAGCUUAAAUUGCUAGCAGCAAAAUAAGACAACCCUGUUGUGUAUAGAAUAGCACAAAAUACUUCGUUGGUUUUACCCGCAACCCUUCUGGUGCGAUACAAAACACACAGAGAAAAUGGCGGAACUUCAGAAGGAGGCAGGACUGCCCGAAACCAUUCGGGAGAACCGAGAUGAAGAGGAGCCGGCUAAUUCAAAGGCAGAGGAGAUGGUCACCUCAGAAGACCUGCAAGAUGACAACCUGAUCGAGCAGGAACACUUCCACAGUUCUAAUAAUGAACAGCAAGAUGGACAUUUGGCAGUUAGGAGGAAUGUAAUAUUAGAACGAACAAAAUUCAACCAAAGACAACAGGAAGCAGGAGAGACAGCUGAUGAUUUUAUCUCUGCACUUCAUUGUUUGUCACAACAUUGCGGUUAUGGAGAUCUGCUCAGUGAGAAAAUAAGAAACAGGCUUGUCAUGGGCUUACGUGACAAAAAACUUGCCGAGCAAUUACAAAUGGACCCAGAAAUAACACUGGACAAAGCUGUCACACGCAUUCGUCAAAAGCAACAGGACCUGCCAGAGAAUACCAGAGCUACCAGUAAUGCGGCAAAUGUAGACAGUGUGCUUUCACAUAGCAAACAUCAAUGCCCAGCCAAUACCCAGUGCCAAUCAGAGAAGAAUCAAAACUCAGAAAGACCACAACAACCCCAAACAACGCAGGAGAAUGGAGAGGAGCCCCAAGAUACUGAUGACUUCAUUGAGGGUUUCAGACCUGGAGGAGAGAAGUCUCACUACUGCGCCUACUGCGGUCAGAACUUUCAAAAAGUAAGGGAUCUUAUAAGACACCAUCGAACACAUACAGGAGUGAAAGAAAUGUUCUGCCCUGAUUGUGGGAAAGGCUUUACCCGCUCUGAUAAUCUGAAAAGGCAUCAGAGGACACAUAAGAAAGGGGGUGAUUGUCUUUACUGUGAUAAAAGCUUUUCUGAACCGGGAGAACUAAAAAUACACAUGGAAGUACAUAGUCAAGAAAGGCCAUAUCUUUGCCCUGACUGUGGGAAGCAAUUCAAACAGUUAUGGGUGUUGAAAAAUCACCAGCGAAAACAUACAGAGAAGAUCUCACCACAGGAAAGGCAUCACUACUGCUCCGACUGUGGAAAGAGCUUUACACGAAGGCAUAGUCUUAGAAGACAUCAGCAAGAAACGCAUACAGAUGAAAAGCCGUACCACUGCUCUAAUUGCGACAAAAGUUUUGCGGGACGUGAGAGACUUAAGAAACAUCAACUAACACACAAGGAAAAGAAACAUAAACAUUACCGCUGUUCAAGGUGUGAUAAAAGAUUUCCUGACAUGGCAAAACUAAGAUCACACCUUCCAGUACAUACUGGAGACCUUGCACUCCACUGUUCUGACUGUGGAAAGUGUUUCCUAAACAAGGCAAAGUUUGAAAGACAUCAAAGAACACACACUGGAAGUGUACUAUACCUUUGCACUGACUGUGGGGAGGGUUUUACAAAUAUGCAACAGUUGGAAAGGCACCAGCGAAUGCACACUGGAGAGAAACCAUACCACUGCACUGAUUGUGGGAAGAGUUUUGCUCUUGAAAAAACAUUUAAGUGUCACAAGCAAGCACACAAGUUCAAACUCUCUGGAGAAAGAGCAGCCUAUCCUUGCUCAGAAUGUGGAAAUACUUUUUCUCGUUCAUGUGACGUGAUGACUCAUGUGAGACGGGUGCAUAAUAAAGAGAGACCUUUCCAGUGCUCCUGCUGUGGAAAAAGAUUUUUCCAAAAGAACUCUCUUACAAUACACAUGAGAAGUCACACUGGAGAGAAACCGUACCACUGCUCAGACUGUGGACAAAGCUUCUCCCAAAUUAACGACAGAAAACGUCACCAGAAGAGGCAACACUCUGGAGAGGAGACGACCUCUAUUCUGCAGUCUGAAAAGAAAAGUCUCAGAGACACUCAAUAAGAAAGGACUACUACAACAAAGACACAAAAAUGCAAUAUAGUAACAGUAUCACUGUGUUAUUGCUGAUUUUCUUUUAAUUUAUAUUUUUACUUUUGUCAAACACAAUUUUUUUUAAAUUAAUAGUCAACUUUAUUUUUUAAAUCACUGUUUUUAAAUGUUCUUAUCACUCUAGUUUACUCCCUGCAUAAAUGGUAUUUAUCAUCCUCCCAUUUAUCAAUCCUCCCCUGUACCUAAAGCAUUCCAUAAGGCCAAACAACCAAAUGGGUAAUUAUUUGCCCAGUUGAACUACCCAAAAUACUAUAAACAAAGAUUACAACUGUUGUAAAUAUGGGCUAUUAGAACUAAGGUGAAUAUCAGCAAUGUGAUCAUCAGAGUAUAAAUAAUUUACAAGCCAAGAUGUAUUGAAUAAUUUGGGAAAUCAAAUCUAAAAACAACAAUUUGUCAGUAUUCAAACUGGAGAACAGUUAUUAGAUGUCCAUGUUAUUCAGGUUGGCAUGUACUCUCUUAUUUCUUACCUCUGAAACAGCGGUCAGAUGAUAACGGUAGCUACUGAUAGUUUUUUGUUUGUUUUUUUUGUUCAAUUUUUUAAGUGUCUUUAAUCGCAAAAGCCUUUUCCACAUCUCUUGCAUGAGUAUGGUCUGACUCCUGUGUGCACUUGCAUGUUGGCUGCGACAUGAAUGGCUUGGCUGAAUCUUCUCCCGCUGACAUCACAGCUGAAAGGCUUCUCUCAUGGACUCGCCUUUUGAGAUCACUGAUGAGUUGAAAGUCUCCCACAGCCACUCCGCUUGUGUGGUUUUCUCACCUGUAUUGAUCAGCUCAUGUAUUUUAAGAGAUUAAUUUGUAAUAAGUCUCUUUCCACAACAGUCCUAAGCAUUGGGCUUCACUCCAGUGUGUAAUUUCUGGUGAUAUUCAGAAGUAGCUUUAUGGAGAAGUUUUUCCGCAUGUGAAACAAAUGUAUAUGUUUUUCCUGUGUGAAUUCAUCCAUGUGUUUUUAGAGAACUGAUGGAGCUGAAGCCCUUCAAACAUAUCUCACAGCUGAAAGGUUUUGGUUGUCUCAUUCCUUGAGUGUGUUAACCAUUACAUGUGUGUGAGAGCUUGUAUAUUCUCAGUUGAUAAUUGUAAUAAAUUCUUUACACAUA